Molecule: messenger RNA, 5547 nt
Organism: Globicephala melas (long-finned pilot whale)
Lineage: Eukaryota; Metazoa; Chordata; Mammalia; Artiodactyla; Delphinidae
Product: dolichyl-diphosphooligosaccharide--protein glycosyltransferase subunit 4-like
Source: RefSeq, a predicted model, not a curated record
GGCGAGCAGCCUAAUCUUUUGUCCCCUGUGUCCCAGCCCUUCCCGGAAGCGACGUCUUCCUAGAACCGCCGGCUGUGCGGCCGGGCGGGGAGGGGUGCAGGCGAGGGAGUCGGUUCCCUGGUCUGCGGCCGAGGGCCGCUAAAGGAAACACCUUUGACAGAUUUCCAAGAACUUUCCAGGAAAGUGGGGCGGGGCUCCGUGCGCCGACCAAUCGCAGCGCAGGAGGUGGAGCCGAGUGGUCACGCAGGGCCAAUUACAGCGCUUGGACCCGAGGCUGACGUGACCAAGCCGGGUUGAGAGUGACCUAGAGAACAUUAGGGAAAGUCCAGGUUGAAGAGGGCUAGGGAGGUGCAGGUGCUCUACCUACCGGAGCCCAGAUUUCUUUCGGGCACUCCGCUUCGUUGGGAACAGGCCCCCUUAUCUCUCUGUAGAACCGGUGGCAGCACGAGGGCGCGGUCACCGGCCUGUCCGCCCAGCUAGCGGCUCCUCCAAGGCGGUCUGUCUGGUGUGCGGGGGCCCCCUGUGGGCUGCACUUGGACCCCUGGACUCUGUUUCUGGGGAGGUGGGUGGCAAAGGGUGUGGUUUGGAGAGGGACAUUAGGGGAGGGAAGGAGUACAGAGGGAGUACUCAGAUACGCGCAGCUUCACGGGGGUCAAGCCUGCGGCCACCACAGCCAAGAGGAUCCAGGCGAGAACGUUUUCACUGAGAGCUGGGGGAGAAGGCACCAUCCCAACCUUUGCACCAGGCAGGGCCAUCCAGUCUCGGCCCCAGCCUGUCCUCUGCCCGGCCCUCCAAUCAGGGAAGAAAUGACUACCGACUUGAGGGGCAGGCAGGCCCCCAGCUCACCCCACAGGACAGUUCACAUGUGUCUCUGGGUUGGUGGGUUCCCUAAAAAUGUGGGAGAGAGACCUGGAGCUCCAAACACCCAGAGAUAAACUGAAGGUGGGGGGUAACGGUAGAGAGAAGGAUCAGUGACACCCCCUCCCAUCUACAUGGAGCACUUGAUACAUUUGAUUCUCAACAGCUGGUAUUACCCCCAUUAUGCCGAGCCCCAGGGAACAAAAGUCAGAAGCCCAUGCUCCUACCCUUGAUCCUCUCCACCUUUUCCCAGUUCACUGGACUCACCAGGGAACAUCUUGAAAGACCGUAGGGGCUGCACACACCUCCUCUAAGCCCUUGGACCAGAAGGAGAGGGAGAGAAUUGGAGAAGUGGCAGGGUCCACUCCCCCCUUCCAACUUACCGGUGUGUACCCCCAGGUUCCCCAGAAAGAAGGUAAGCUUCAGAUCCCCUAGCAGGGAUGACAGACUCCUGGCAGGGUCCAGAAGCCUAAAUGGCAGUAUCCAGGUUUUCCCAAGGCAGACAGGGCUGAGCUUGCCCUGCCUGGGAGGGGAUGGAAGACAGAGGGGGUCCAAAAGCAAAACCCCGUGAAACAGGACAAAAUGACAAAAUAAACUGGUUAAGAUGAGAAAUGACUUCAGGAAACCCACUUCUCUGUAAAUUUCCUGAAGGGAAGUUGAGCUUCAGUGUUGCCCCACCAGUCCUCCUGAGUAGGCCAGAAGCUGCUUGCAUGGGGUGGAGAUGGGUGUAGAGACCUCAUUGCCACUUCGAUGGCUGGGGCACCUGGAGAGCCCAGCAUGGAGCCCCUGUAUAAGGUGCCGUUCCUCCAGUAGGAACUGUCUACUGCUCCACAUUACUAAUGAAGACAAAGGGGCUUCACAGCUGCCAAGCAACAGAGCUGGAUUUGAACCUUGGUCCCCCUGGCGACAAAUCCCAAGCUCUCUACCCCGAGAUUGCCCUUUCCCUCUAACUGUGAUUACUUUACUGAAUGCUUACUAUGUGCCAGAUGCUCUCAGCAAUUUCCAGCCCCAUUUCAUUGCCUAACUACUACAUAUUGUCCCCUCUUUACAGGUGAUAAAAAUGAGGCAUAGAGAGGGUAAAAUAUACCCUAGAUCUCACAGGCCCAACCCCAUCCCCCACUUCCUCUCUAGGCUCCUAUUAUAAGCCAACUCCUAGACAUCCUUCAGGAUCCAACUUUCAGGUCCUCAGUGAAGCUUCCCUGCCUUCAGGACAGUCAACAUCAGGGCACCACAGGUGUCCCCUUGAAAGCGCCCCCUACAGAAGUCAGUGAUUGUGCAGUUCUGUGUGUAAACUAAAGGACCCAAGGGUUUUGCCCUCCAACUGCCCUUUGUAAAUUUGACAGCACUAUGCACCUCCCCUGAAUACUGGGAAGAGUGGUGUGCCUUUGUUUUACCUGAGGUGCCUGCCUCUGGCCAUCUAAUUGUCACCUCUCCUGCCCUGAUUGCUGGGCCCACACUGCCACCCAGUGGCAAUUCCUCUCAUAGUUUCAUGUGCCACAUCUCCAUGGAUUCUUCCUUCCAGAAAAACCCCUCCCGUGCACCCGAGAUUCUUGCUGCAGGAUCUCUCUGCCCUUCCCCACCCAGAACAGACACAAAAUGGGUCACAAUAAUAUACAGCAGUGCCUUCCUCAAGGUCUGGCUCAUUUAGUCUGUAAACUUUCAUAUGUGCAGCCUCUCCUCUCCCCAAAGAAUAGUCCACAUGUCUACAUGUGUGUGUAUGUGUGUGUGUGUGUGUGUGUGUGUGUGUGUGUUGAGAGAGUGGUUUCAGCUGCCCCACCACCCCACCCAGGCACUCACUGGAUUCCUUGGUCACUGUAAGCUGUUCCAAAGUUCUCAGCCCUCAUCCCCUUGGACAUACAGCUCUCAUGGAGAGCUGUGUGGCAGAGUUUGCCACCAUGUACCCACCUGCCCUGGCCCAGCCAUCCCCAAUACUGAAUCCUCCCAUCAAUUUGCAGGUGGCAGAUGCUUGCUGGAACAUGAGCAGCGAGGGGAAACCAUGCAUUCUGACUCCCCUGGGUCAGCUGCAAAACACAUGUCUAUGAUGAACCCGUGUGGGGAACGUGUGUGUUUGUGUAAGCACUGGCCUUGGUAUGGACACUGCAAGAGGAGAGACAUUGUCAUUCCUUACUUUUUACAUUUCUAUAUGGUUCGAAUUUAUUAUAACAAGCAAGUUUUGCUUAUGCAAUUAAAAUUUUUAAUAAAGAGAGACCAGUUUAAAAAAUACAGAUAGAGUGCGCAGGCCACGUCGGAGCCAAGCCCAGCUGAUCAGCCAUGAUCAUGGAUGUGCAGCUGGCCAUCUUCGCCAACCUGCUUGUCGUUCUCUGUCACUACAUGGCCAUCAACAGUCCCAAGAAGUAGGAAUGAAAGUGGCGCUUUCUCCACCUCAAGUUUCCAGGACAUAGUCUGAGGCAAUAUGGAGCGUGUGAGGGGCCUUCACCCUUCACUUCGUCCCUUCUACCCAUCACAAUAUACAAAGCAACUACACCUGGAUUUGUCGAAACAACUUUUAUUUUCUCAAAGUCUUCCUUAACCCUAUGGCACAAAAAGCUGCCACUGAAUAGGGCCCAGUAUAGGGGCUACUUUCUUUUCUACUCCCUCCCUCCAAUAUAAAAAUAUAGAUUUUUUGUGGUCAAAAAAAAUACAAAAAUGUUAGAACAAUUGUAAUCUAACUCCAUUUUUAGAAAAUAAGAUAGCUCAGAGAUCACAGCACGCAGAGAUGACCUUGGCUACGACAAGUGGCCAGCCUCCACCCUCAGCUCUCUAGACCCCUGCUUAUGAGUGGGGCCUUGCUUGUCCAGAAUGAGAUCUUGCUCAGCUUUGGGUUCACCUGGCUCAAACCAGUCGUCUCCAUAGGAGAAGGAGAAUCCUUCUCUAGUCUCCAAGCCUUCAAGCAGUGGUAGCUUCUGGAUCACAGGGCUUCCUGCAAGGCUCUGAGAUCUUGGAUCAGAUUCUCAGGUGGGGCUCAAGGACAGAGGUCCUGGCUCCAGCUAGGCAUAAAUGUGUGUGUGUUGUGUGCAUGUGUAUGCCUAUGUAUCUCUGUGUGCAUAUGUGCACAUGUGUAAAGGUGUGAUUGCAUGUGUGUGAACAUGUGUGAGAAUGUGUACAUGUGGAUGUGGGAGUGGGGCAGGGAGGCACAGGAGAGGAAGGCAUAGUUUGAGGGUGAGAGCUGGGCCCUGGAGUUGUUCUUUGGGGGUUGGGAUAGGGGCUGUACCAUGGUAGCUACUUACCUCAGGCAGGUCUCUUGACCUCUCAGGGCUUGUCACUCGUGUGUCUGGUGUAGGCUGCACAGGAUUGGUACUGCCUUCCCUCCUCCAGUCCCAGUGCGAUCAUGGGGUGCCCAGAUAGAGCAUCUACCCAGUGUCUGGUCCGAAAGAAGAGCUCAGUACGCUUGGUUGAGGCUGUCAACUGGGCUUCUGCUUUACUGAACCUUCCUAGCUUGAAGGUCGCCUCAAGGAGAGAGGGAAGAGCCCCUCACACCCUCAUCCAGCUCAAUGCCUGCACACAGAGGGUGCCUGUUCUCCUGGAACUUCUGCCCAGUCAUCCACGUGCAUCCACAUGCAUGUGUGUGUUGGGGCUUAAGGGCAGGGAGCUCGCUGGGCCCCAAUUCCGAAGCCAGAAGAUACCUUUGGAUACUUAGGUAUACAGAGGAGUUACCUACGGGUGGGAGAGAGGCUGCGGUUCCUGCAGUCCUGCUAGUGGCCUGUAGAUGGCAGCAGAGGCUCGCACAGGGAUCUUGCCACAAAUCGCAUGUUCCCUGUCCCAAGUGAGCCACCUCUUUCGGGGCUGUGGGGCGAGAGGGAAGUGCAGGAGUAGUGCAGAUUUGUCCAAGGAGACAGCCACACACUCUGCAGCUCUAGACAAGUUGUUUCCUCUAGUGGGUUCUCAGCUUCCUCAUCUGUGAAAUAAGAGUUAACAGUCUGUGAUGGGAAAACCCGUUCGCAAUAUAUAAGGUAAUCUAAGAUGGGCUCAGAGUAGAGACCUAAAUGUGGAAGGGAAAACCACUUAGCUAAUAAAGAAUAUCUGUCACUGUGGUAGGAGGAGGAGACUUUUUAAACAUGACACCAAAAGCUCUAACCAUAAGGUGAAGAGCUGAUGGAUCUGACCAAAGGGGAAUUCAGGAUUUCUGGUCUUAGGACGCUGUAUUCCAAGGGAAUAUGAGCAGGAGAUGCACAGAAGGGUAGAGAUGCCAGUGCUAGAGAGACGCGCAGAGCCACCAGGAGCUAGAGAGACACGAAUCACAACAAAAUUCUAUUUCACUCUUGCGCUGUUGGCAAAAAUUAAGACUUUAGAUACGCUCGCGGUGGGCCACCACUAAGGAAGUUGCAAGCCUUACAGAUUAUACUGGAGGGCCUCCUGGCAGCGUGCAGAGAAAACACCCGACUCAAGGGGCUACCUGAGACUCCAAGAAAAACAAGACUUCCUGUGCUGCCACUUCCUUGGUGGCUGGUAAAAUCCGCGGCUCGCACAGCCCACGCGGAACCCGGCUGCGCUAGCGCUGGGGUCUCCCCGGAGGCUGGCGGAGCCUAGGAGAUUUCUGCACCCUGGAGAAGCCACGCCCCCUAUUUCUGCUUCAGCUCUAGGCGGGCCUCGCCCCGCCCCGCCCCGUCCUGCCAGGGCCCGCCUGGCCCUUUAAGGCUGACCAAGCCCGGCCUCAAGCCGGGGACGCGCGGGGGAGGGGAGCAGUCACGU